Messenger RNA from Cygnus atratus (black swan), 3067 nucleotides. RefSeq names its product zinc finger protein 503 (gene ZNF503). Gene Ontology annotation, cellular component: nucleus. The record is from RefSeq and is a predicted model, not a curated record. Bases 465 to 2303 code for a protein of 612 amino acids. Gene Ontology annotation, biological process: negative regulation of DNA-templated transcription. Lineage: Eukaryota; Metazoa; Chordata; Aves; Anseriformes; Anatidae. The transcript has 2 exons.
UUUGAUUGGAAGGCGGCAAAGGCUUUAAUCUCCGGCUAAUUCAGCUGCUUUUGAAGUGAGUUUCUCCGCCAGAUCCCGGGCUGGAUGGGCAGCGGCUCGCAGCGCAGCUGAGCGGCGGAGCGCAGCGCCCGGCCCCGCUCAGCCCCGCCGAGGGCAGCCCGCAGCGGCCCCGGGGCACGGCGGCACACGCUCGCAGCCCCCCCGCCUCCAGCGCAGCCCACGGAUUACUCGGCUUUUUUUUUUUUUUUCCUCCUUUCCUCCUCUUUCUCUCCGGCCAGCUCCCCCUCGCCCCCCCGCUCCCCACCCACGCCCUCCCCGCCGGAGCGAGCAGCAGGACGUUUUAUGGUUGUUUUCCCGCUCGGGGGGCGUGCGGCUUUUUUCCCUCCCCGCCCGCAGAAGGCGAGCGAGCCUUUCCGAGUGCGAGCGGCGCGACUUGCCCCAGUUUUCAUGCGAGGUUUUGGGUCAUGAUCACAUCGCCCUCGCUUUCUGCUCCGAGAAGUAGUAGUAAGCGCAGCAGCAGCCUCAGCGAGCCCGGAGGCAGCCCCCGCCGCAGCCGCAGCGCCGCCGACCUCGCCGGGCCGCCCGGGCACGCUGGGAAUAGCGGCAGCAGCAGCAGCGCCGCCGCCAAGCCCGGCUUCCACGCCGUGCCCCCCUCGGACCCGCUACGCCAAGCCAACCGCCUUCCCAUCAAAGUCCUGAAAAUGCUCACGGCGCGGACUGGACACAUUUUACACCCCGAGUACCUGCAGCCUUUACCCUCCACGCCCGUCAGCCCCAUCGAGCUGGAUGCGAAGAAGAGUCCCCUGGCCCUCUUGGCACAAACUUGCUCGCAGAUAGGGAAGCCAGACCCGUCCCCUUCCUCCAAACUCUCGUCGGUCACCUCUAAUGGCUCCGGAGGCGACAAGGACUCCAAGUCGGGCCCCCUGAAGCUCAGCGACAUCGGCGUGGAGGACAAGUCGAGCUUCAAGCCCUACUCCAAGCCGGGCGCCGAGAAGAAGGAGCCAGGGGCGACGGGCUGCGCGGGCGUCCCCGCCACGGGGGUCGCGGCCGGGGAGAAGUCAGGAUUCCGGGUGCCGAGCGCCACCUGCCAGCCGUUCACCCCAAGGACAGGCAGCCCCAACUCCAGCGCCUCCGCCUGCUCGCCGGGGCUGCUGCCGGCCGAGGGCAAAGGCGGGGAGGACAAGAAGGACUCGGAGGGCUGCGGAAAGAGCGGCAGCUCCGGCUCGGAGGGAGGCCCGGGCACCACCAGCAUCAGCCACAGCCGGAUUAGCGUGAGCUGUGCCGGGAUUAACGUGGAGGUCAACCAGCACCAGGAGAGCGCGCCGGGCUCCAAGCCCAUCGCCUCGGACUCCGCCUCCUCCUGCAGCAGCACCACCGCCACCUCCUCCACCUCCGUCCUGGGCUCCGGACUCGUAGCUCCCGUCUCCCCCUACAAGCCGGGCCAGACCGUCUUCCCCCUGCCCCCGGCGGGCAUGAGCUACCCGGGUACGCUGGCUGGAGCCUACGCCGGCUACCCGCCGCAGUUCCUGCCGCACGGAGUGGCGCUGGACCCCACCAAAUCCUCCAGCCUGGUGGGAGCCCAACUGGCCGCCGCCAGCAGCCUGGGCUGCAGCAAGCCGGCGGGGUCGAGCCCUCUGGCGGGCGCGUCGCCGCCGUCGGUGAUGACGGCCAGCCUGUGCCGAGACCCCUACUGCCUGAGCUACCACUGCGCCAGCCACCUGGCCGGCGCCGCCGGCGCCUCCUGCGCCCACGACCAGGCCCUGAAGUCCGGAUACCCCCUCGUGUACCCCACGCACCCCUUGCACAGCGUCCACUCCUCGCUGACCGGCGCCACGCCGCCCUCGCUGGCCGGCCACCCUUUGUACCCCUACGGCUUCAUGCUCCCCAACGACCCCCAGCCGCACAUCUGCAACUGGGUGUCGGCCAACGGACCCUGCGACAAGCGCUUCGCCACCUCGGAGGAGCUGCUUAGCCACUUGCGGACCCAUACUGCCUUCCCGGGCACCGAUAAACUCCUCUCCAGCUACCCCAGCUCCUCGUCGCUGGCCAGCGCGGCGGCCGCGGCCAUGGCGUGCCACAUGCACAUCCCCACGACGGGCGCCCCGGGCAGCCCGGGCACGCUGGCGCUGCGCAGCCCGCACCACGCGCUGGGACUAGGCAGCCGCUACCACCCCUACUCCAAGAGCCCGCUGCCCACCCCCGGGGCCCCCGUGCCCGUGCCCGCCGCCACGGGACCCUACUACUCCCCUUACGCACUCUACGGGCAGAGACUCACCACAGCCUCGGCGCUAGGCUACCAGUGAGCGCAGGCGGGGCGGCUCCGGUGCAGCCCGGGGCCUGGCGGGGAGGGAAGGGAGCCCUCCGAAACUUUAUAAAAGUUGGAAAGGAAAAAAUAAAAAAAAUAUUAAAAUCGGACUUUUUAUAAAAUGGUGUUCAUUUGAGGACUGGAUCCAUGAGCACUGUAUUUAUUUAUGUUAGCUUCAAGCGGGACAACGACUCAUAAAGUGCAUUACCUAUUGAGCUCAGUUAAGUAAAAGUGGAACACCCAUUGUAGAAUAUAAAUAAAAAGAUAGAGGUCUUCUCUUUAAUGUUACUUUAAAAUUGCUAUGAUUGUAUUGUACGUUCUUAUUUAAUGUCUCAUUGAAACAAAAAAUUUACAUGCAUGUUUGUUACUAAAAAACAACUCGCAAUUUGUCAGUUAUAAUUUCAAAUUGCAAUUAUUUUUAAGGUGUAUACCCUUGAAAGAGAAUUGGUAUUUUUUUGUAUGUAUUCUGGAAGAAAAACAAAAACAAUUCUAUUCCAAAAACCUCAUUUGCCUUAUUUUGUUCUUUAAAAGGAACAUAACUAUUUUUAAUUUUUAAGUCCACCCUGUAAAAAGGGUUAAGGUUUACGUCAUGUACUAAAAUAGACAAUGUAUUGCUUUAAAGAUUAAAAUUCCGUAUAUUUGAUGUAUUAAAAGGUUUUACUUUUUUUUUUUUAAAUAUGCUUUGAUUCUGUUAUAAACCCGAGUAGGUCUUGGGUGGAGGCGAUUGCUAAUUUCUCCUUAAGCGUUUAUUCAAUUUUAAUU